GCGGUAGGUGAUGCGGUAAGGGAAAUGCGGGAGAGCUCUUGACGCGUGAUUAGCGUACAUGAUAGCAGCUGUAGUGCCUGCGGAGAGAACCUUGGAAGCUACCUAAGCUACCUAAGCUACCUGUGCCAAGCAAGGGAUCGCGUCACCUGCAACUGCCCGCCUCUCGUCGCCAAUGCCUGUUGCCAAUGCUUGUUGCCGCCACUCGAUCUACUUGACUUCAAACAAACACGACGAGCAUCACUACAGCUGACCAUCACAUCGCCAUCUUGCCUCGUCAUUCCAUCUCUCAAUUGCUGCGUCGGACGAGCAGACCGGCCUAAUUGACCUCUUCUAUCGACCAUUCCACGCCCGCCCAUAGUACCUACUGUGCCGCCAUCCAACAAGCCAAGCUUCACUCCCAUCUAUUCUUAUUGUAGCACCAAUUGACUAUCCAACGAAGUGAACAUCCAUCAUGGCGGACUCGACUCCCGCUGACACCUCCACCCUCUCCGCCGCCCCAUCUGCCAUCCCAUCAGCCGUCGCUUCCACCGUCGGCACACCUCAAUCCAUCCCUCCGAUGGACCCCGAAGAGCGCGCAAAGUCUCUGAACGUGUCGCUGGCCGACAUGGUCGCCAAGGCCACUGCUCUCUACCAAUCCAAGAAGUAUGCCGAAGCCGCUGAGAUCUUCUCUACUGCUACUGAAAGACAGGCUGAACUCAAUGGCGAGAUGGCACCCGAGAACGCCGAUGUCCUGUUCCUCUACGGUCGCUGCCUCUUCAAGGUUGGCCAGAGCAACAGCGAUGUCCUUGGCGGCAAGGCCCCCGGCGAGAAGAAGAAACCAACCAGCGCCGAUAAGUCCAAAGCGAAAAAGGCUCAAGCUGAACCCGCCACUACCGAUGCGCCCGAGCCGGAGAAGUCCACGGCGGCUGAGGCUGCAGAUGAUGGCGUUGCUGCGAUAGCUAAGAAUGCCGGUGCUGAAGAGGAGAAGUUACCUGACGCGAAGAAGCCCUUGUUCCAAUUCACUGGAGAUGAGAAUUUCGAGGACUCCGGUGACGAGGAUGAAGCGGAUGGUGAGGGCCAAGAAGAAGAGGAAGAAGAUGACGAUCUGGCUGUCGCAUUCGAGAUCCUUGAACUCUCCCGUGUUCUCUUCGAGAAGCAACUCGAGGAAGCUGCUACCACAGAUGGACCUGACAAGGAUGUCACUGCCGACGAAAAUAAACUUGUGCGCCACAUGAAAGAAAGACUCGCAGAUAUCCACGACCUAUUAGCCGAGAUCUCCCUUGAGAACGAGAUGUUUCCCGUGGCAAUCAAAGAUUGUCGCGCAAGUCUUAAAUACAAGGAGGGGCUUUACACCGAAGACUCAGAGAUCAUUGCCGAAGCUCAUUUCAAGCUAUCUCUCGCUCUUGAAUUCGCAUCCAUGACCACGACAGGCGACGACAAUGCUGCGGCCGAAUCCAAGACCGUUGACGAGGGCAUGCGAUCAGAGGCGGCCGAGGAACUAGAGAAGGCCAUCAACAGCACGAAGCUCAAGCUCCAAAACAAGGAGGUGGAGCUCGCGACGUCCCACGCGCCCGAAGAUAACGACGAGACAAGAAAGCAGAUCACCGACGUCAAGGAGGUUAUCGCGGACAUGGAGCAACGGCUUGUCGAGCUCCGGAAACCACCUGUCGACAUGGACGCCGCCUUAGGUAAGGACAACCCACUGACCGGGCUUCUCGGCCAAGCUCUCGGAGAAUCAUCGGCCGAGCAGACCGCUCGCGUCGAGGAGGCGAAGAAGAAUGCCAAGGACCUGUCGGGUCUCGUCCGCAAGAAGGCCAAGGAAGAACCCAAGCCCGAGCCCGAGCCCGAAGAGAGCAAUGGCAAGCGAAAGGCCGAGGAGCCCGCGGAUGGACAGGAAGAUGCCAAAAGGGCGAAAACAGAGGAACCCGCUGCUUCUUCUUCUGCUGCUGCUGCUGCUGAAGCGUAAGAGCCCAUGCUAUGCUAUGCUGUCUUUGGUCCCGUUGAUUAUUUAUCAUCCACAAGACUCUUGACACAACUACACAAAUCACAUAAUCUGUACACUAUAAACCACGGCUUAGUCACUAAGUACUAGCUUCAUGGUCAAAUUUAUCUCUUUAGGGGAGAGGGAAGGGAGAAAAUGGCACACGGAGAGCUGCAACUGGGUAUUCGGCGCAUAAGGAUAGGACAGGAAAGGCAAAUGCAGUUAGUCAGUUAGUUUGACUUUUGUUCGUGUUUUUUUUUUUUUUUGGAUGACAAAAAGUAAAAGUAAAAUAUGCUUCCUAUGGAUAUACCUAUCCUGUUCGGGGGUGCGAUUCAAGUCUUGAUGCAAGAAAUAAAAUAAACUACCUAUCUACCUAGGUAGGUAUUUAAAAGCUGUAUGUAUGUUAUGUUAUGUGUGCUUGGUUAAAAUGUUGGUUGAAUUGAAUAACUAUUGUCUUUGUUUGCAUUAGUGAGUAUGGUACCGGUAGGGUGAUGUAUUAUCUAGUACUGAUGAGAUGAGG
Xylaria bambusicola is the source of this 2480-nucleotide messenger RNA. RefSeq lists its product as uncharacterized. Gene Ontology annotation, cellular component: nucleoplasm. NCBI's taxonomy places the organism in Eukaryota, Fungi, Ascomycota, Sordariomycetes, Xylariales, Xylariaceae. The transcript has 3 exons. Gene Ontology annotation, biological process: DNA replication-dependent chromatin assembly; CENP-A containing chromatin assembly. The record is from RefSeq and is a predicted model, not a curated record. Gene Ontology annotation, molecular function: histone binding. The coding region runs from base 452 to 1945 and encodes 497 amino acids.